Messenger RNA from Syzygium oleosum, 1240 nucleotides. RefSeq names its product bidirectional sugar transporter SWEET16-like. The record is from RefSeq and is a predicted model, not a curated record. Gene Ontology annotation, cellular component: membrane. The coding region runs from base 147 to 1043 and encodes 298 amino acids. Gene Ontology annotation, molecular function: sugar transmembrane transporter activity. Gene Ontology annotation, biological process: carbohydrate transport. The transcript is spliced from 6 exons. NCBI's taxonomy places the organism in Eukaryota, Viridiplantae, Streptophyta, Magnoliopsida, Myrtales, Myrtaceae.
GGGUGCAAAAGUUUUGCAUUUCACUGAUAUACGAAGAGAAAGCUUUGUACCAUCCACCACUCGCAUGCAUCUCUAAGCUCUCCCACCUCUUCAUUUUCAUCCACAAACUUCAAACAAAUUCUCUCUCUCUCUCUCUCUCUCUCUCCAUGGCUAGCUUGAGCUUCAUAGUUGGCAUUUUCGGUAACAUCAUUUCGAUUUUGGUUUUCACUUCUCCCAUUUCAACGUUCUGGCGAGUAGUCAAGAAGAGAUCCACAGAGAAUUACAAAGGAGUUCCGUACAUAACCACUCUGCUGAGCACGAGUCUCUGGAGCUUUUAUGGGAUACUCAAGCCGGGUGGAUUUCUCGUGUUGACAGUGAAUGCCGCUGGAGCCGUCAUGCAGUUCAUCUAUGUCACUCUGUUUCUCAUUUAUGCUCCCAAGGACAAAAAGAUUAAGUUGAUGAAGUUGGUGGCCAUUAUAAACGUGGGCUUUUUUGGGGCGGUAAUAGCAGUGACUCUUCUGGCAAUCCACGGAAAUAUGCGGCUCACGGUCGUGGGAAUUUUGUGUGCUGGAUUGACCGUCGGCAUGUAUGCCUCUCCUCUAGCUGUGAUGAGAACAGUUAUUAAGACCAAGAGCGUCGAGUAUAUGCCAUUUUUCCUCUCCUUCUUCUUGUUCCUCAAUGCCGGCGUUUGGUCUACUUAUGCGGUGCUGGUCAAAGACUUCUACAUCGGAGUUCCGAAUGGGAUUGGGUUCAUACUUGGAUCAGCGCAGCUGAUACUGUAUUUAAUCUACAAGAACAAGUCCACGGCAUCGAAAUCAGAAGAGUCUACAGAGGAAGCAGAGGAAGACAGAUCGGCCCAUCUAGUCAAAGGGGACGUAGAGAUGAGUUCGUACGAAGUUGAGGACGAGAAUCGGCUGAAAAACCGUACCAUCGCUAAGGGAAGAAGCCUUCCCAACCCAUCAGUGAAUCGACAACACAGUUUGCAGAAGAUCAUGAAGACGCUUUCCAUGAGUCCGUAUGAACUCCACUCUCAUGAGGAGGACGAGUACGACAUUGGACGUUGAAACGAUGACCAAUACAAUUAAAAAUCCCGACGCGGGUUAUGACAUGCAUCAUGUCCAUGUAAAGCAAACGCAUGCGAGUUCUUGGAAGAGGCGGAUGUUAUCGGAGCAAGUUGACUUCACUGUGAGAUUGACUUGAUUCCAUGGUCUAUGUGCAUUGGAUUGAUACAAGGCUUACUAAAUGUACUAGAACUUCACAA